AUGGGUGGCCGCGGACGCGUGAAGCGCCAACAAGUCGAGGCCGAUGAUGGCUGGACAGUCAUUACCCAUGGGCUGUCGAACCUCACGGUGGGCAACACGAAGGGGAAAGGGAAGGGGAAUGGUCCUCGACACAACGCAUCGCAAGCCGGCGCAAUGCCAGCGGCCACUGUAGACGGCUUGACAGCUGAAAAGCUGCUCCUCGACUUCAACCACCGCACCGAGAAAUGGGAGGCUACGGCCUGUGCGCAGCACUUGCAGGAUGUGUUGGCAAAGACGGAGUGGGAUGUGAGAGAGGCCGUGUGCAUCGGCAUCGGCAGCUUCAGUCGUGAUUGGGAACACAGACAUAGAGCCAUGUGGCAGCUUGUCUUGUUCGUGUCCGUCGUCUCGCACAUGCGGAAGAGCAAUGUGGAGGUGAAACUCUACGCCCAAGAACCAGCCUUCACGCCCCUCGACCGCACGUUCCUCUCUCUCCUCGACGUCGGCGUCUGCACCAACGAUAUUGAAUCUCACAUCACGACCCAUUCCUUUGUGUUCAGUCCGUUUGUCGACUGGUACAUACUCCUCCCCAUGUUCUUGAAGGGCAAGGAGCCCGUGCUGUACGUGGGCAACGAGAUUCUGGAUGAUUAUGGGGCAUUUGCACAGAGCGAGGAGAAGAGGGAGAAGCUAGAAGAGUGUAAUGAGCUGGGUAAGAAGUGGUUGACGAAGAGGGACACGGUGAGAUUGAGGGAUUUCGAGAUGCAUCCGCAUGCUUUGAAUGGGAUGGUUGUUUAUUGGGUCAAGGACGGUGAAGGAGAUGGAGUAGAGAUGGAAGCGACAGGCCAGAAGGAAGCGAUCGAGAACGAAGCAUCGAAGACUGCAGACCGAACCCAUGGAAAGGGGGCAGAGAAGAAACCAGACCAGGAAACAGACAGAAAGGAGGAUGCGGAGGAAAGAUCAGAAACAGACGACUGA
Molecule: messenger RNA, 951 nt
Organism: Ascochyta rabiei
Lineage: Eukaryota; Fungi; Ascomycota; Dothideomycetes; Pleosporales; Didymellaceae
Exons: 2
Coding region: 1-951 (316 amino acids)
Source: RefSeq, a predicted model, not a curated record